Moneuplotes crassus is the source of this 3309-nucleotide messenger RNA. The record is from the annotation of a GenBank genome assembly. Lineage: Eukaryota; Ciliophora; Spirotrichea; Euplotida; Euplotidae.
UCUUUUCUCUAUGGCUCCACUAAUGAAGCUAAGUUGAGUUACUGUUCUGUUUCUAAUCCUUGUCAGCUUAGCUAAUACAGAAAACCCUCAGAUGACUAUUCAUGGCAUCGCACAUUCUCACAAUGAUGCUGGAUGGCUCAUGCCUUUUGAUAAGUAUUAUGAAAACUAUACUAAGCUGAUAUAAUUGAUGGCGUCAUUGCUUAUCUCUCAGAGAACGAAGAAAAGGUGUUCAACUGGUCUGAUAUAGCUUUCUUUGAAUACUGGUGGCAGAGACAAGACCAGGAUACUCAGGAACAAGUCAAGAAGUUAGUUAAACAAUCCAGAUUUGUGUUUGUAGGAGGUGGAUGGGUCAUGAAUGACGAAGCACUUCCCGCCUACAAAGAAUCUUUAUUGCAGAUGAGAACUGGCCUCACGUUUUUGAGAGAGACUUUUGAUGUUAGACCUACAAUAGGAUGGCAGAUAGACCCAUUUGGAAGUUCAGCAUUAACUGUUGCUGUUCUAAGCAAGCUUGGAUAUGACUCACUUGUAGAAAACAGGAUGUCUAAGAACUAUAAGGAUAAACUUGCGAAGGAAGAUGGAUUCAAUUUUUAUUGGCAAGGACACCAAGUCUCUGAAGAUCCUGAUGAUAAUUUGAUCUUUACACAUGUUCUGACAGAUCACUACAAUAUAAUCAAGGUUUGGAAUGAAAAUAUGGUGAUAGGUUCAAAUAUUCCUCAGAUAGAGAAGAAAAUUUAUGAAACAGAAGUUUCACCUCCACUAACUGCUGUUCAGGUUUUGAACAAUAAUCAUGCUAAAAUAAACUCAAUGGUUUGUUUGGGUGAUGAUUUCUUUUAUGUCAAUGCUCCUCAGCUCUUCAAAAAGUUUGAUGAGCUUCUUGGAGGACUUGAGAAAGAAGGUAAAAAUAAUGGAAUGGAGGUUAAAGCAAAAUAUAGUUCUUUAUAUAAAUAUUUUGAAGGGCUCCAUGAUUCAAAUACUACUUAUGGAUUAUUCAAAGGUGACUUCUUGCCAUAUAAUGAGCCUAAAAAAGAUUAUGAAGACUUUUGGACAGGCUAUUACUCCACCAGGCUUCAUCUAAAGAGAUUUAUUAGAUUCGCUUUCAAUCAAAUUCAAAGUUUCAAGACUUUGUUUGCUAUCGAUGCCUCGAUUAAUGAUUUAAAAGCUAGAACUUCUACUGAUGAUAAUAGCUUUGAUAAAAUAUCUGAACUCAUAGAAGGAGCAGAGAGGGACUGGUCAAUAUUAAUGCAUCACGAUGCUAUCACAGGAACACAUGAAUUAAUUACAGAACCAAGCUAUUAUGCUACACUUGAUAAAGCACUCAGUCAACUCGACAAAGCUCUUGAAAUAUUUAAAAAUAUUGAAAGAGCUCAGAAUGAAAAUCAGAUAUUUUUAGAUAAAUUAGAGCAAAUCAGCAAUAACAAAACUUAUUCUUACAUUCUAGUGAAUCCUUCAGCAACAGGAAGAAAUGAAAUUAUGAAUAUGACCCUUCCAGCAAGUGAUGAAGGGCUAGAGUAUAUAUUGAUCCUUGAGACUACUGAAAAGACAGAACAAAUCGAUUCAUAUAUCACUGAAACACAAGAAAUCGAUGAAGGGACUUUUGAACUUAAGCCUAUCAAGAAAAUAUUCUUCGAUCUUCACAUGGAGAAGCUAACAACUGCCAGGCUGUACAUUUUGACCACUGAUAAAAAGGCUGAUUGUGAUGCUGCUUCUACAAAAUGUGCCACAAGAGUAACACCUAAAACCAUUGAUUCUACGCAUAAGAUAGAAAACGAUAUGAUCUCACUAGAUUUUAAUGAAAAUGGAAGCUUGGCAGCAAUUACAAAGAAGCUCAAAGAGGGUGCCCAGCAAUCGAUUCCUAUUGAAGAGACUAUUACUUAUUACAGAACUGAUCAUGGAAGUAGAUCUGGUCAUUAUAUCUUCAACCCAAUGACUGAGAAGGUCACUAUGAAUUUCAGCAGUACUGAGCUAUACGAAUAUCAGAUUGGGGAUCUAACCACCCUCUAUCAAGUUGUGAUGAAGAAUAAUGUGACUAUGGUUGUGAAAAGUUACUCAGUGAAUCAAAAAGGAUGUCCAAGGCUUAAAGAUCAAUAUUCAUUCCAGUUAGAGUUCUUUAGCAAGCUUAUUAUUGAAGCUAGUCUGUCUUUAAAAUUAUCUAGCAGUGGGAAAGAUGCUAAAUUUACCGCAUAUGUUGAUGACUCCAUGAAGCUUAUUGAAAGACCUAUUUAUGAUAAGAAGGUAGAUAUUAAAAGACAUAAUGAUAUUGAGCUUAAUGGAUUCUUUACUUAUGCAUGCGUGCACGGAGGAGCCCUGAAAAAGUCAAUGAAUUCAAAAGAUCUCUACUUUGGGUGGCAAAAUUCAAAUCCAAUUGGAUGCACAUUUUCUGAGAAAAACAGGGUGGAGAUUAUGAUUCACAGAAAAUUUGGCAAUAAUGAUUAUAAGGGAAUGGUGUCAACACAGGUACAAGAUCAUGUUACUUCAAUUAGUUUCCAAUUCUACAUUCAUUCCUCUCAAGAUAUGAAUGAUUUCUGGGAACAGAAAAUCAUGGGAAAUGUAAGGGUAAAUGAACCAAUUGGAAUCUUUGAAGUUGAUAUGUCCAAGGCUGAUCAAUCUCAUAAGUGGCCAAGAGCUAUGCAGCUCUUUAGUAAUAAGAUUGAUAUCGAAAAACUCCAUAAGCACAUAGAAGUAGCCGAUUUAAAAUUUAUGAGGCAUAAUUUGCUUAAAGAUGUCAAGAGAUUUGAACUGGUCAUGAUUUUAAGAAACAGGCUUGGAGAAAACAUCCCAUUUAAAGCGGAUUUGAGUGGUUCUCUGACUGUAUUUAAGAACACAUAUAUUGAUACUCUUAAAAGAGGAAGAAGCUCGAGAUUCAUCAACGGAUGCAAUAGUAAUUGGGAUGUUUUACCCAACGAUAAAUAUCAUUUGAAAACACUAGAAUCAGAAUAUCAACCUUCUGGAAAAGAAAAUAUUGAUGAAUUUACUCUUAAGCCAUAUGAAAUGUCUGAAUAUAGAAUACUUAAUACAAGAACUUAUGAUAGAUUAAAAGCAGAAGUGAAUAGACUUGAGGAAAGUGGAAUCAACAAGAUCAGUUGUAAACCUCUGAAUCUACUGAAAAAUCCUUAUAAAGAGCCAACAUCAAUGUCAGCAGUGAAGAAACUUAUCCUUGUUCUUAUCAUGACAACCACUAUAAUUGUUCUUUUUGUCUCCUGUAGGUUAUACAUGAAAUCAAACAGAAAAGAGAUUCCUUACGAGAUUGAGAUGGAUGUCAACCCAGCAGCGAGCCAAGAAAGUUCAGAAAUUAGUGACAGAUCAAUUUAG